UGACACUCUCCUUACAGUAAAAUACCAAUAUGGUAGAAGCGGUGGGUCUUGCGCGGUAACUAAAGCAACAUAACACAGGAGCACACUGUCAAAUUCAACACUAAUCAGUACAAGACCGCAGCGAUGAGGGAGAGACAGAAGAAAAAGAAGGGGAGGACAUGGGCAGAAGCUGCUAAAACGGUAUUGGAAAAGUACCCGAACACACCCAUGAGCCACAAAGAGAUCCUACAGGUGAUCCAGAGGGAGAGACUGAAAGAAAUCAGAAGUGGUACUUCCCCGCUGGCAUGUCUUAAUGCUAUGCUCCACACCAACUCUCGCAGUGAAGAAGGGAUCUUUUACAAAGUACCUGGACGAAUGGGGGUCUACACACUGAAGAAGGACAUUGGGGACGUGGUGAAGGAACUGUCUGAGGAGGGGUCGGAUGUGAAUGAGCUGUCUGAGGGCUCAGAGGAGCUGUCUGAGGAGGGGUCGGAGGUGAAGGAGCUGUCUGAGGAGGGGUCGGAGGAGGGCGGUAGUGAUAAUCUGUCUGAUUCCCAGAGAAGCACAGAGAACAACAACUACAACGCUAACAACCAGGAGGGCAGGAGGGGACGGUGGAGGAGGAGAGGGCCUUCCAAGCUGCCGCCUGAUCCGUUGUCUCCUCAGCCGCGCUGUUCAUCUCCCUCUGUCCCCAGCAGCAAGCUCAUCUCUCCUUCACAGAAACACUGCAAGAAGGCCCUCAAACAGGCCCUGAAGCAGCAGCAGCAGAGGAACCAGCGGAGACAAGGGGGCAUGCCCACAACCUCCAGCCCUAGACUACUGCUUAAGACGGACACCAUUGCCACUAAGUCCGACUCCUGUCCUGCUGCUGGUACCAGGAAGAUGUCCCAGAGGUCCAGUCGACUCAGUGCACGGCAACUGAAGCGUACCAAGUGUGCAGAGAUAGACGUUGAGACACCAGACUCUAUCCUGGUUAACACCAAUCUGCGUGCCCUGAUCAACAAACACACCUUCUCUGUUCUGCCCACAGAGUGCCAAGAGAGGCUACUGACGCUACUGCCUGAGGUCGACCAACAGGCCUGUAUGGAUGGUCUGUUGAAGGUAACCAGUUCUGCCUUAAACAAUGAGUUUUUCACAUCAGCAGCUCAGUCCUGGAAGGAACGACUGGCGGAAGGUGAGUUCACUCCUGAGUUGCAGCUGAGAAUGCGUCAGGAGAUUGAGAAGGGGAAGAAGGUGGAGCAUUGGAAGGAGAGCUUCUUUGAGAACUACUAUGGUGAAAACUCUGGACUCAGCUUAGAGGAAUCCAAAGAGCUGCUUGAGUCUGGUCUCAGUUUGGAGCUCUCAGCCACCAAAGCCCAGUCGUCUCCUCCAUCACAGCCACGUCCUGCUGGCCAAGUACUGCAAGACACCAAGAUCCCAUCGAACAGCUGCCAGACUCGCUCUUCAGAGAGGAGGCUCCGAUCAUCAUCACUGCCCAUAAACCCGACAUGUAAACCCAUAGAACCUACCAAGUCAAGGCCAGAGCCUGUUCAAGAGGAAACAGUAGCAGUCCCACCCGUUGUACUACCGGUGCUGCCAGUAAAGAUCGUUCAGAAGACACUGGAGGUUGAGUACCCCAGACACAGGACUCGUAGUAGAGGUUUAUCCCUACCUAUAGAGGCAGUGGAGGCAGCUCUUGUGCGGAGACAUGAUGUGGUGGAUUCAACCUCAACGGUUACUCCACUUGGAGAGAAGCAGAAGGAGGAAGAUGAGGAGCAGGAUUUGAAAGAAGCCCAGCCAGACACCCCCCAGUACCCUGAGAUCCCCCCGUCCCCUGAGAACCCCCCGUCCCCUGAGAUCCCCCGUCCCCUGAGAUCCCCCAUCCCACCGUCCCCUGAGAUCCCACCGUCCCCUGAGAUCCCCCAUCCCCCGUACCCUGAGAUCCCACCAUCCCCUGCCCAGGAGAGUCAUCCAGAGGUCUGCCCCCAGAUUAAGCUCAGUUCAUCACUGCCCAUCGACCUUCCAGAGCCUCUGGGCGUGGACAAGCAUAGUGGGGAGAGGAGGGAAGAUGUUGACGUUACACCAGAGAGAGAAGCCUCAGCCCCUGUGUCAGUCACCUCUGUAUCCGCCCCUGUAUCCACCCCUGGAACCACACCUGUACCCACCACCCCAUCCCCGGAGCCGUUGAAAAGGAAGUCCUCGUCCAGUGAACAGGAAGUAGAGCUGACUCCAGAGAAGAGGGCCCGCAUCACUCCACCAGCAGUAUCUGUGGUAACCUCUCCAGCAGCCACAGUAACAACAGCACAGAGAGUGCCUCCGCUUCAGAUUACUGUGUCGCAAAUCCUAUCAGUCCCAGUCCUUGUGUCUCCAACCCAGGUGUCCCCUAGGACACCUCUCCCUGUCUCCCUCAGUCCCAGUCCUAGCCCUGGUCCUAGCCCUGGUCCUAGCCCUGGACGCAUUGGUGCUCGCACUCUGGCUGACAUCAAGGCUAAAGCCCAGCUAGCCCGGACCCAACGUGCAGCAGCAGCUGCAGCGAGCUCCUUCUCUAAAGGUGCAGUACCAGGCCCAGGACCAGGAGGAGGCAGUGGAGAGCAAGGAAACCAUAGAGCUUCAGCCCAGACCCUCCUCCACUCCAGAACCUCCUCCUCCACCCAAAGCUCCACCCAAUCUCAGUCAACCACCAAGCUGCCAGCAAGCAGCACCAUUGGUCAAUCUACCUGUCAAUCACCCGAUACAGUCACCACACCAGCCCACUCCAGUUCUGUCCAAUCAGGCUCCUCUGUGCCCUUUGACCUUAGCCUGUCUCAAAGAUGCUCCAAUACCAGCAGAGUGUCUCUCACUGAUGACCGACAGAGAGGCUACUCUGCUGGUAACAUGGGCCCAGGUUUUCUGAUGAGGCCUCAACAUGGGAACACUCAACUUAUAUCACACCCAUCAGGUCCCCAGUCAACCUCUAGCCUCACUUCAUCUGUGUGUGAUGUGAAGAGCCAGUAUGUAUCUGGAGGCUCCAUGGCAGCCAGGGCUAGCCACUUCAUCCCAGCCAACAACCCCCUGGUCACGUCUCUCCUCCAGGGGAAAGAGGUCCCUCUGGAACAGAUCCUCCCCAAGCCGCUGGACAAGGCAGAGGUCCAGCUGGCCCAGGCCAAACCCUCCCAUGAUGACAAAUGGAAGAUAAAGUCCCACAGCACAGCUGGGACAGCCAGUGGUGAAAGCCAGAGUCAGUACCUACACUCUGGUGGUGUGGAGGACAACAGUAGAUCCAAACAGCAAGGAUCUAUAGGCCGCUCCCCCUCCACCAUACCUGGAACAAGAGCAGGUAAGUUGGCAGAGCUCCAGCACCAUCAAAGGGAAACACCUAACAAAGACAUCCAGGAGCAGAUCCUCAGGGCUCUGAUGCAGAGGGCCACCCAGCAGCACCAGAACCAGCCGUAUGGGGUCUCAGGCGAGGCUCAGCGUGCCCAGUUUGGAGCCUGCAAUCUAGGGCACCAGGAGGAGUGUGGGGACCAUCCCCGGUUCUCCGCUGGGUUCCCUGGAAGGAAGAGGAUGUCCAGGCCUGCCAUGUCAGGGCACUAUCUCCUCAAUGUUUCCACGUACGGGCGAGGCUCAGAGAGCAGUAAACGCUCCCACCCAUUGGCUACCGCCAACACCUCACUGACCCCUCUGGCCAAUCUGAAGAGAGAACACACAGAGGGAGAGGUGCUGGCUAACGAUGGGGAGGAGUCCGUGGAGAAUAAGCCUCAUUCUCAUUCUAACUCAGCCGGAGGAGUCAAGAUGGAACAGCAGGGCUUCUCAAUCACAAAAAUGGGUGAAGCUCUGGGCUUUCAGCGCUGUUCCAGGAUAAAGUCUGAGUUUCCAUCAGUGGAGGGCUGUCUACCGGAACGGCACAACAACAGUUUAGCCAGUACAGAGAGAGACAGUGGCACUUCUGCAAGAGCCAAAGAAACCAACCUUUUCACCCAAUCACAGCACAGGAGGCACCUGGAACUUUGCAAUAGUAAACAGGGUGGUCAUUCUGAGCCAUAUCGGGUAUCUGUAUCUCCCCACAUGGGGACCGUGGACCCCAGUCACACCAGUACUUACCAGCAUCCGUCUGCCUUUCAAACCCAGAGACCUCCAAUCAAUAAUCAGGAAUCCAUGGUGGGGUCCUGCUACAGUGGCACCAUCAGCAUGUCUGUACCUCACACUCUGAGUCUGAACCACAGUGCUGCUGUUUCAGGUAGCGCUUCCAGCACCUCCCUCUCUGUGUCAGGUAGUGGUGGGGACAGCGGCAGUGGCACCGGCAGUGUCAUGUCUUUCUCAGUGACCGUCACUACCAUACCUGCCGGUCACCCUUUGGACCACAUAAACCAGGGGGAGGGGUCUCCAGAGCAGGGGUGUAUGGAGGGAUCUGGUAUAGAGGACGUUCAGUCGAAAUGCUACUGCCGACUCAAAGCUAUGAUCAUGUGUAAAGGGUGUGGGGCCUUCUGCCAUGACGAUUGCAUUGGCCCUUCGAAACUCUGUGUCUCAUGUCUAGUGGUACGAUAAAACAAAUGUUAGAAAUGUAGAAAUGAUUUGUUUCAAAUCUUUAUUGUUGCACCAAGGAACAAGUCAGCAUCAAGUAAUCUACCAUUGUCAAGAAGUAGUUACCAGCAGGGUUGGGGUCAAUUUGAUUUCAGUUCAGGAAGUAAACUGAUUUGAUUUCCGAUUCUAAUUUUCUCACAGAAAAAAGGGGGAAUUGCAAAGUCAGUUUAUUUCUUGAAUUGAUUCAAUUGAAGUGGAAUUGACCCGAACCAUGGUUACCAGGGUAAAAUGCACAGUGGCCAUACUAAACCCAACCCAUGGUUUUCAGUGGAGAGGCAAAGCAUUUACGCUAGACGAUCAUAGUCUUGUUUAAUCUGUUCCAUCUCAGAAAGACUGGUUUGUUUUGGGCAAUUCACAGUAGUAGUUUUGUUUUGAACAGUUCAAAUCAAAUCUGCACCUUUCAGACUUGAGACAUGUUGAAUCUUGGCAAUACUUUGCACUUGGACAUGUUAUUGUUCUAUAUUUUUGUAAAGAUAGUUUAGAUUUUUAAAAGGAAAGAAAAGAAUGAAUGUUGCUAUUUUUGUAGAACGUAAUAACACUGUUGUUAUGUUAAAGACUGCCACUCCUUCUUGUGGAGUUUAUGUUGUGAUGUUUUAAAAGGUGAAGAAGGGAGUUCAAUGGGGUUUGCGUGUAGGUGAGGGAGUACAAAUAUACUGAUUUAUAUCGAUUUUAAAGGUUGCAAUCAAUCAUUUACAUAUUUACAGUACUAGAAACAGUCUUACAGAUAUAUAACAAGAGAAUAGAUAUUUGAAAUUAUUAUUUUGAUUAUAAAAAAUGUCACAAUUAUUGCACUUAGCUUUUCUAAGUACUAACACUUACUGGGCAAAGGACUUGAAUGACAGCUCUACUGAGUGUAUACUGUACACUAUACAUGUAGUGUACACUGUACAUGUAGUGCACACUAUACAAGUAGUGUACAGCCUUCGUACUCUUAACAUGGUGUUGAAAAGUUAAAGCACUUCACUGAUAAAUAGUGCCCUUCGAGGAGCAAGCUGAGUAGCCUGGUUCCAGAUCUGUUUGUAUUGUUUUAAGACAGUGGCCAUAGGAGUUGUCAAUACAGUACUAACAGAUCUGCGGCAAGGCUACUAAUUAAGAUCUUUCCCAUUUCAGUCUAAGGUCAUUGGUGAAGUUUUACCGACACCGUGAACCUUCAUUGAACCUUGACUGAAAGAUAUUCUGUCUCAUUAUGUUUCAUACGUGGAUGCUUGUUUGUGGAUAGCAACGUAACCAUUAGCCCUGAUGUACAGUUAAAACACUCAGAGAAAGAAGGGAGUAAAAUGUAUUAUUCUUUUGCUUUUUAAAUAUUGUCUUUAAGCUAUAUUUAGAAAUGAAUUCUCUAUCUAAGCUUUAUGUACGUUGCUUCAGCAUAUCCAACAUUAUAUCCAAUGUUAUAUGUUUUUAUUGCAAAACAGUUUAUAUCUCUAAAAGAAACUACGCAAAAAUGUGUAUUUAAACGCUAAAUGCUGUACUAUCAAGAAACCAUUCAAAGUAUAGGUGAUAGAGAGGUACAGUUUACUACAUAUAAAGCAAAGGCACAUAAUAUUGGUAUGCAUGGUGAUUGCAAUUAUAAAAUCUAAAUGUAUCAAUCAUAUUUUUGAAUGAUCUGACUAAAACUAAAGAUAGUUGCUGAGUACCGGUAUAUUUUAUAGAAAUAAUUUCCAUGGGAACAUGCCAAAGUCACCUCAUGAAAACUAAAAGAUCAGAUCUCGUUUUUAAAUGUCUGACUAGUUAAAGAAAUUAAUAUAUUUAAGUCAUAUAUUUUAAUAUAAAAAAAAUCUAUUUACAAAUCUUUUUUUUUUAAGAACAGGGUAUUUUUUUUCAACGUUUUUGUUUGAGUGGGACAGACCAAUUACUUUUGUAACAAAAAAAAAUCCCCAGGUUUUCUGAUUCUGUAUGUCCUUUUCCACUGAAUUUAUCCCUCUGAACUGAAUGCUCUUGUAAUGACUUUGGUUAAUAAGGAUCUUUGUUUUAUGUCUUACACAUAUUUUCUGCAUUAACUAUGUGCUUUAUUUAGGGAAAAAUUAAUGCCUGUAAAUUAACAAUACAAUUUCAUGGCACCGUUUGUAAGUGGUCGGUGGAUUGGAUCCAGGCCCUGUGUGUGCGUGUGUGUCACAUUAUUCUCAAAAGGUUCGAAGUCUACGUCCCAAAUAACACCCUAUUCCUUUAUAAUGUUGGGAAUAGGGCGCCAAUUGGGAAGCAACCAAAUGGUUCAUAAAUGGAGGGUUCAUAUUUUGUAAGGAUAUAAAAGAGACCUUAUAUUUAUGAUUUCCCCUCUAUCGUUGCAAACUUUUAAUGAAGUUUAGUAUUGAGUAAAAAUGGUUUUAAAAACAACAAAAGUUCUGUUGACUGACUUGUGAUGGUGACUGGAUUGCAAAGAGAAAGUUGUUUUUACCUACUGUACAUUUUGUAAACAGGCAGCUGACGUCUUUAUUGAUGAAUAAUUGGUUUAGUAGCCUACUCAACUUUGUCCUUUUUCUCAAACCUUGAUUUACUUUUUUAAUAAGCAAUUGAUAGCCUAAAUUCAGAGGGAUAUAUUGAUUAGAUUUAUUUUGAAACCUAAGGACAAAGAAUAAAGGUUGAGGAUAGAUUUGGAGGAAAAGUGUUUUCUAAGUGUCAUCGAGGAAUCAAUAAUGGUUUGAAAAUUUCUGUCUGUUUGUCUUGUGAAGGGUGCAGUCCCCUCAGUCUGUCAUUUUUGCUGUUUUUAGAUUUUAAACUCUCCAUUUCAAAAUGCAGGUGAAUGUAAUAUAGUAAUCAGCACUUGUCAACAAAGAAUAAAUAACAAUGAGAAAACA
Messenger RNA from Oncorhynchus gorbuscha (pink salmon), 7310 nucleotides. Its product is annotated as putative Polycomb group protein ASXL2. Gene Ontology annotation, biological process: positive regulation of transcription by RNA polymerase II; animal organ morphogenesis. Lineage: Eukaryota; Metazoa; Chordata; Actinopteri; Salmoniformes; Salmonidae. The transcript is spliced from 15 exons. The record is from RefSeq and is a predicted model, not a curated record. Gene Ontology annotation, molecular function: chromatin binding; peroxisome proliferator activated receptor binding; DNA binding. Gene Ontology annotation, cellular component: PR-DUB complex. Bases 124 to 4482 code for a protein of 1452 amino acids.